AUCCACCGACGCUGCUUUGUCUGCUCGCCAACCAUGAGCUCGUGCACACCUUUCAUCCACCUUGCUCGCGACACUGGCUGAUAGUCCCUACUUCACGCUCCUCUUCAACAACUUUCAAUUGACAAACCUCACUGAUCAAAAUUCGGCAUGGCAGCCUACUCCACUGGGGCCAGCUGGUCGUUCCCAGCCGACUUGCCUGGUACUUUCGAGCAACAAUCUUCGCCUGAGCCACCAUUGUCAGGCGUUGAUGACCCGUCAAUGAAUGGAUCUCACCAUACCGCAGAGGCCGAAACGAAGCCCGCCGAAGAGCCGAAGCCAAAUCGCAGACGGACCCAUUACCGAGCCCGCAAGUGCAGAAUAUGCCUCGAGGAGGUUGAGCCCACUUUCCACUAUGAUCCGGAUUCGACACUCCCCGCCUCAAUGCAACCUCCACCGCGCGUGACGUACGAGAGUGAAGAUGGAGGCCGGCUCUUGUCGCCUUGCAAGUGCAAGGGCUCACAGAAAUAUGUUCAUGAAGAGUGCUUGGGCGCCUGGCGACGUGCAGACCCGCUCCAGCAGCGCAACUACUGGGAAUGCCCUACAUGUCGCUACAAAUAUAAGCUGCAGCGCUUGACCUGGUCUGCUUGGAUUUCGAGCACGUCUGCUCAGCUGGGCCUGACGGCCGUGAUCCUCGUGGCCUCAAUUUUCUUGUUGGGAUUUGUCGCCGAUCCGAUCAUUAACCUCUACAUCGACCCUUACACCACAAUCGCUACUGGAGGAGGUCCUCGAGACUCGCUGCUCUUCGAAGACGAGCCCACCACAUGGUUUGAGCAUAUGCUGAAAGGUCUCGCUUCGCUAGGUCUUGUCGGCUUUGCCAAGUUCCUAUUCACACUUUCUCCCUUUCAGUGGCUCAAUGUGCGGAGUUCUUUUGGAAGAAACACAGUUGGGGGUAACGGCAGGGAUCGUCUCCAGCAGAUCAGCUGGAUCACAAUACUCAUCGGUAUCGUCACCGCGUCCUAUGCCAUAUAUAAGCUGGUUCGCGCGUGGUCCAGACGCACACUGGAGUCAGCCAGUGAGCGCGUGAUGGAUGUCGGAGGUAACGAUGACGAGGACGAGGAUGACUGAGGCUGAACAGCAGACGUCGCGGCGAGUAGACAUCGUUAUACUGACCAACUUUUACAUUCUGUGCCAGGCUUGUUCACUUCUCUAUCAUGUCUCGCUACGGUGAGUGCCGGGCCUCCUCCUUUGGCCUCUAGCAGGUAUCCGCCCUAACUUAAGUUGGCUCGUCUCGGACUUGUUCCCAUACAAAGACUUGACAAUUAGUCAAGGGGCGCAGAUUGAAUUGCUCGUACGAAUCUUGAUCUCAGCGUUAUGCUCGAGAACGUGGAGGACUGCGUGGCUAUCUCCAGCGCAUCAUGCUGCAUCCGUGCGGCGCCAUACUCUUCCGACCACUCGAAAGAGACGUCAGCGGCCUGGAAGACUGGCGAGCGACUGGUACAUCCUUGUCAUCUCUGGGUGCAGAAUAGUUGAUAUGUAGAUCGGCUUCACAGCCUUCACAGCCUCCACAUGAUCUUCCUUUCGAGGCGCACGGCUUGGCACCAGUUGUCUAGUCCCGCCACUCCCCGCCAGCGCAAGAUGUGGUUGACGGUGGCAGUGGUUCUACAGUUCUAUAAUUUAGUCACGCGGUCCAGACACAUCUUGCAGAGCUCGAGCAUUCUCUCUGCAACUUCCUAAAACGGAGCUGAUCCCUGCCGUUCUUGUCGCUGACUGGUGG
Cercospora beticola is the source of this 1753-nucleotide messenger RNA. Its product is annotated as E3 ubiquitin-protein ligase MARCH. Gene Ontology annotation, molecular function: zinc ion binding. NCBI's taxonomy places the organism in Eukaryota, Fungi, Ascomycota, Dothideomycetes, Mycosphaerellales, Mycosphaerellaceae. The record is from RefSeq and is a predicted model, not a curated record.